GCAUGCGCAGUGUGGGGCAGGGCGGAGCUGACUGGGCGGGCGGAAAGCGGCGGGUGGGGGCAAGGGGCGGUGCUGACCUCCCGCCCCGCGGCCCGGUCAUGGCAGCUUGCGCCUUCCGGAGGAGCAUCGCCACCCAGCUUUCGAAGGUUUUGGAUCUGGCGCCAGAAAAUUUAAUAAAGUCCAUAUCUGCAGUUCCUGUCUCCAAAAAACGGCGUGUUGCUGAUUUCCAGCUUUCCAUUGCUUCUGUUCUAGAAGACCAUUCUAGUGAUUGCUUGGUGCAAGAUCUUGAGCUUCAAGCUCAGAAGCUAGCUGAGAAGCUAAAAUGUGACGCUGUAGUGAGUGAAAUCAGCACCGGUCCAGGAACAGUGAACUUCACGAUAAACAGGGAAUUACUGGCAAAGACUGUGCUGCAGCAGGUGUUGAAAGAUGGCUCAGAAUAUGGAAUAAAAAGUGAACUUUUCUCCAUGGUGCCUAGGCAAAAGGUAGUGAUUGAGUUCAGCUCCCCUAACAUUGCCAAAAAGUUUCACAUAGGACAUUUGCGUUCCACAAUAAUAGGGAAUUUCAUAGCAAAUCUCAAAGUUGCACUGGGACAUGAAGUAACAAGAAUAAAUUACCUUGGUGACUGGGGCAUGCAGUUUGGUUUACUGGGUGUUGGUUUCCAACAGUUUGGCGAUAAAGAAAAGCUAAAAUCCAGUCCUUUACAACACCUUUUUGAGGUGUAUGUGCAGAUUAACAAAGCAGCAGAAGAUGAAAAUAUAAAAAAGCUGGCUGCAGAUUUCUUUAGAAAACUGGAGGAACAUGAUGAACAGACGUUGUCACUUUGGAAACAAUUUAGAGGCUUCAGCAUUGAAGAAUACAUCCGAAUUUAUAAGCGUCUAGGAGUCCACUUUGAUGAGUAUUCUGGUGAAUCAUUUUAUCAAGAGAAAUCCCAGGAAGUUCUAAGGAUGUUGGAGGAUAAAGGACUCCUUCAGAAAACAAAAAAAGGGACAGGAGUUGUGGAUCUUUCAGAAAAGAAAGACCUCUCGUUGUAUUCCACAGUCAUGCGUAGUGAUGGGACAUCUCUUUAUAUAACAAGAGAUGUUGCUGCUGCUAUAGACCGAAUGAAGAAGCAUAGCUGUGAUACUAUGAUUUAUGUGACAGAUAAAAGUCAAAGUAGUCACUUCCAACAUUUGUUCCAAAUACUGAAGCUCAUGGGCUACGACUGGGCAGAAAGGUGCCAGCAUGUGUCUUUUGGGCUAGUUCAAGGGAUGAAGACGCGGAGAGGAGAAGUUGUUUUCCUGGAAGAUGUUUUAGAUGAAGUUCGUUCGAGGAUGUUACAAAACAUGGCUUCUGCAAAAACAACCAAAGAGGUAGAAGACCCUUUGGAGACAGCAGAGAAGGUUGGUCUUGCGGCACUAAUAAUUCACGACUUCCGAGGCCUUCUGUCAUCUGAUUAUCAGUUUAGCUGGGAUCGAGCUCUUCAAAGUCGUGGAGAUACAGGCGUAUUCUUGCAGUACACCCAUGCCAGACUCCACAGUUUAGAACAGAUGCAUGGGAACGAGCAGCUAACUGACGUUAACGCAUCAUGUUUGCAAGAGCCAGAUGCCAUCUCUGUUCUUCAGCAUCUUCUCAGGUAUGAUGAGGUCCUGUAUAGAUCUUCUCAGGAUCUGCAACCCAAGCACAUAGUCAGCUACCUCCUCACACUUUGCCAUCUUGCAGCUGUGGCACACAAAACCCUUCCCGUGAAAGGCAGCGCACCUGAACUCGCCCAGGCGAGGCUCUGUCUCUUUCGAGCUGCACGCUCCGUUCUAGCCAGCGGGAUGAAACUUCUUGGCAUUACCCCCGUAACGCGGAUGUAACAGCUGUAUGCGAUGUCAGAUCUCCCAGUAAAAAGUUAUAGGAUGCCUCUAAAAGACCAAAUCAUGGAUGCCUGUGAAAGCAGAGGAUCAUCAGGUACCUUACGGAACACAACAUGCACAGCGCUCCUGGAGAAGACUAAUUUAAAAACAGAAACAUUCAAAGGAGGCACAAGUGGUUGCCUUGGUGUACAAUCUGCUAACAAGGAUGAAAACCUACACCUACAGUCAAAUCAGGUGGCAAAAAGGCACUUACUUAACUGGAGGCCAAAGAGAUUGACUGAUGCCACAGUAGACAGAACAAUGGCUGCUGCUGCAGAAAAGCCUUUCAUAAUGUUAUCCGUGUACUUCACAACAACAGACGUGUAGAGGCCGCCUACGCUGGCGAGAACUGGAAAGCAGACAGCACACGUCUGUUAGUAAGGUGCAGUAGGUUACUCUUCAGAGCCAUGCAUUUUACCCCACUCCUUGUUUGGGCUGCAUCAUCCUAAGUGGUGAUUUAACACAACACGUAUCAAAGUGGCACAUCUAUAAUGGCAUCUAGUAGAUCAGCUACGACUCAUUUAAAGAUGCUCUACUCGCUGCUCAGUUAUUUGGACUACUCUUUCAGCACAAUUUUAAGUUGAAUAAACUAAUAAUUUUCAAGAAAACAAUAUUAAAAAAAAAAAAAACACAGUAAGAAACAGUGGGUCAGACUGUAUUUGUAGGUUCACGCAGCCAGUUACACCAAAAGUUAAAAAAAAAAAAAAAGCAAAACAACGUAACAUGACCAUAAAAUGACCAUAAAACCAUGAGAUACUUACAGAUGACAAACCAGACGUAGUGUGUAUAGCCGUAGAAAAACCCUUUCUCAAGAACCUGGGCUCCAUCUGACAUGUACACACCAAAUAAAGUCACCGCAAUCCCCGAUAAGUACAUCUGAAUGUUCCUCACCCACAAGGAUGUAUCUGAACUCUUUAAUACCUUCUCAAAAUAAACUCCUAAAAAAGAAAAAUGUUUUUUAAUAAGAUGAACAAGGCAUCAGCCUUAGUGAUUCACAGUUCGCGGUGUUUUAAAACCAGACAAGACUACUGGAAUCCUUUCGUCUUACAGAACUGUACAUUUCACAUACAUGUCCUGCUAAUGUACACCUGGGGCAGGAUCAUUUUAAGGUAUACAUAACAUCAAAAAUAGAUUCCAUUUCUCUUUACAGUCGUUUCAGUAGUUGAUGAGCUUCAUUGUUAAACUACUCCUCUUUUCUGUUUAGGUUUCCCAGAAUUCUGAUACCAACACGGUUUCUCCUGUGCAAUUUACACCAGAAAAAAAAGCACUGCACCUUGGCACCUGGUAUUUUAUCCCCAGGACACUAUUUAUGCAUUUCAGUAUGGUGUAGAAUGAUUUGUUCCUCCAUCAGGAUAUUUAGCAGUGGAAAAAAAAAAGCACACGAAGAAAACAAAACAAAACAAGUAACAGCAACAAAAUGCAGCCUUCCACAAAAGGGGAACUUUGUUACCUCAGUACAGGGACUGAGAACUCCUUUGGAAACCUUGAGUUCAGAGCGCAGACGAGUUCUGAAAUCACAGCUUCAAAGAUUACAAAAGUGAACCAAAACCUAUGCUUUCCGCUAAUUGAAACUGCAAACUGUUUUUGAGGAAAAGGAAUUCAUGCUAAUCUAAAGCUCUUUUCCACGGUGCCACACUGACCAGAGUGUUUUACCCUUACAUCCUGCAUUACUGAAAUUCCACAUCUACUUUUUCGUGACUCAGGACGGGUAUGUCAAACUCAACGGCCUCCAUUUGACAAAGGCCAUCACUGGCUGCCUCUAACUACUGCUCCCAGGGCUCUGCUCCUCUCUGGAAUUUCCUCUGCAGUUCAAAACACGGACAUUUCACAGGAUUCGGACAUCUUCUCAGCCAUUUGUGUGAGAAGAGUUGUGUGACCACACUUCCUGGUGUGAGGCCUACUGAUUAAAUGUUUAUUGCUCAUUAACAUUGCCCAAGAUCCUUCAUUAGAUAAGGGAAAAGUACACCAAGUGACAAAGCACAGCGAAAAGACCUGUGGGUUAGACGCGUUAGACAUCCAUUCUUCCUCCUGAAAUGAUUGGGUUCACUCUUUUACUCAUGAAAAAUGCAAUUUAUAAUUUAUAAUACAGUACAGUGAGUACGCAUGGUGAAUCAAUUACCUAGUGAAAACACUUAUAUUUCAGGUGUUUAAAUUACAAAAGCAAACAAGGGAAUACAAUACUGUUUUAUAUGAAAAUUAUUUUCAAAGUUUAAUCAACAAUAUAAACGAAAAACUAGUCUUGUUAAUGACUGUAGCGCUUAAAGGAACCCACAGCAGUCUAUCUCGAGCUCUGUGCCUGCUGAGAAGACCCACAGAGCACAAGCAGAUAUAAUCAAUUUACCAGAAACUUGGCUGAGCGUGACCCAUAUUUAUAAACUAUUUAUAAGCUAAGAAAACAGUAAGUAGGCCAAUGACAUGAUGCUGUCAGUUCUGAAAAUGCAUAAAAAUCACUGUGCUAGGCAAGAUGUAGGAAAGAAUGUGUACUGUUUAGGAGAAAUUAUUCUUUAGUAAUGUUUCAAGUCACAAGGGCUCUGUCAUUAGGUAUUUGUCUAAAACACUUUUGUAACAUUGUUGUGCCCCCAAACUUCAGCAAAUCAUCACACGAUAAGGAGUUUGAAGAAAGCUUUUUUCCAUCUCCGAGGGAUAAAACCACGUAACUUUUUGGACUUUGCUGAAUAAUAUAAAACAUUUCAUACGGUCAGUCCAGAAAUUGAAGGUUUAAUGCCAAGAAUAACUUAUUCAUAUUGUGGGUGGGGGAAGGAAAUAGAAAGAGGAAAGGAGUCUGAAUAGGACUUAUGUUUUCAACAUGUAAAGACCCAAGGGCACAAGGAGCUGCGUGGAUGAAGUCCUCUGUCUUCCCAGGCGCCUCAAAGCUGGGGCUGUCAGUGAGGAAUCACUGGGAGGAAACACCCCAGCUGCAAUCCUUUUGCUGGAGAAGAAAGCAAUUUGGGUCUCUGAAGCCUCUAGAGCAACCCUCGCCAGCCCUUUAAAAGGUCAGAAUUUACAAGGGCAGAGCUAUCCACCCACACCAUGAGAGCAUUAUGAGGCUCCAACGGCUUCACUGUACGCUGUACGUUGCCGCACGGCUUGGGAGCAUCUAUGGACAUUAGUAAGUUUUGAACCUUCCAGGGAAAGUUGCUUGAGAUCUACGAAGUCUUAUUUACUGUUUCUAAUUCAAAAUGCCCAUUUCAGUGAAAAGACACCAAACAAGAACCUAACCUUCCUCCUUUUCCCACCUGCUAGUUAGAAUGGUUUCCACGAGUAACAAGCAUGUAUGCACAGCACAAGAUGAUUCGUGCAUGACUGUACAGCACCAGAGAUGGGCUAUGACAUCUUUUUCUGACAGAGGGAGAGGGAAGAAUCCAGUUUACAGAGAGGAAAAUAUGCCCCUGUGAGCCGAAUUCCAAAUAAAGUAGUAAUUGCAUUUCCUUAUUUCUUAGCACCCGCUCAUUUGUCUUCCAAUCCUGGUCUCCUCCUACAGGAGCCAGAGAAAAACUACUCUUGAGAGGAAAUGCUGCUUGAAACUAAUGUAACAUAACAAAAGCAUCACGCAGCUUAUCCAGGCUUCCUGCUACUCAGCUUGCUCUCUCCCAUACUCCCCCUGCAUCUCCGUUAGAUUUACCGGCUAUGGCAGUGCAUAUUUUGGGGCUGAGCUGCCACAAGAAUUAAGUGAGAAGCUCAGUUCCCCUUUAAA
This is a messenger RNA of Oxyura jamaicensis (ruddy duck), 5571 nucleotides long. It is a transcript of the gene RARS2, whose product is annotated as arginyl-tRNA synthetase 2, mitochondrial. Gene Ontology annotation, cellular component: mitochondrion; cytoplasm. Gene Ontology annotation, biological process: mitochondrial translation; arginyl-tRNA aminoacylation. The transcript is spliced from 21 exons. Gene Ontology annotation, molecular function: ATP binding; arginine-tRNA ligase activity. The coding region runs from base 3 to 1838 and encodes 611 amino acids. Lineage: Eukaryota; Metazoa; Chordata; Aves; Anseriformes; Anatidae. The record is from RefSeq and is a predicted model, not a curated record.